This is a messenger RNA of Prinia subflava (tawny-flanked prinia), 585 nucleotides long. RefSeq names its product interleukin 22 (gene IL22). The transcript is spliced from 5 exons. The record is from RefSeq and is a predicted model, not a curated record. Gene Ontology annotation, cellular component: extracellular region. Lineage: Eukaryota; Metazoa; Chordata; Aves; Passeriformes; Cisticolidae. Bases 1 to 585 code for a protein of 194 amino acids.
AUGGCCGCCCUGCAGACCUUGUCCAAGAGCUUCCCAGCAUGGGUUUUCUUCUGCUGCUGUUGCUGCCUUCCCCUUCUUCUCACCAGCUCUCUGCCUCUGAAAGGGGCUUCUGCUGCCCAUCAUGCCUGCAGGCUCAGGAGGAUCAACUUCCAGCUGCCCUACAUCCGGAAUCGCACCUACACCUUGGCUAAAACGGUACAUGCCUUGGACAGGGACACGGACAACAGAUUGAUUGGGCAGCAGCUUUUUGUUAACAUCAGGGAAAACAACCGCUGCUACCUGAUGAAGAGGGUUGUGGAGUUUGUAGUAGAAGAUGUUCUCCUCACUGAAGUCAAGGACCAGUACCCUUAUGUUGAGGAGGUGGCACACUUCUUGGCAUCCCUGACCUCAGAGCUCAGCAGCUGUCAAUUCUCAGGAAAGAGAGAACACAUUGAAAAGAACCUGGAACAAAUGAAGAACAAGAUGGAACAGUUGGGAGAAAAUGGAAAGAUUAAAGCCAUUGGAGAGCUGGAUUUACUGUAUGACUACAUGGAAAAUGCAUGUACUGAUGCCCCAAAGAAGGGAGGCAACAAGAAGAAAAACUGA